Fusarium venenatum is the source of this 327-nucleotide messenger RNA. The record is from RefSeq and is a predicted model, not a curated record. NCBI's taxonomy places the organism in Eukaryota, Fungi, Ascomycota, Sordariomycetes, Hypocreales, Nectriaceae.
AUGCUUCUGUCCGUUCCAGUCCCUGAGGGUAAAUAUGAGUUCCUGAUCAUUAUACCGGACAAACCUGGCACACGGGAGCAACGUCUGAAAGUUGCAUUUCGAAGGAGUGGUUCCACUCAAAAACAAUGGUAUUUGGAAAAUGGGCGCGUUUCCAAAGAUGACCAGCCCGAGAACCUUGAUUUCUAUGGCAGCAUAUUCAUUGUUCUAGCCAGCUCCCUCGGUGAAGCACGCGAACAAUUUAAAAGUGAUAUUUAUACAACUUCUGGAGUUUGGGAUAUGGAUAGGAUCCAAAUCUACCCACUUCGAGCUGGAUUUAGGAACCCAUAA